This is a messenger RNA of Plenodomus lingam JN3, 147 nucleotides long. The record is from RefSeq and is a predicted model, not a curated record. Lineage: Eukaryota; Fungi; Ascomycota; Dothideomycetes; Pleosporales; Leptosphaeriaceae.
AUGGGGGAAGUCGCCAAUGUACUAGGCGCAUACUGGCAGCCUGAUGAUGCAAUCGAUGCCAAUAGCACUAUUGACGCUGCGAAAUGUAGUGUCCCGCAAACCCCGUACCGGAAACCCAGUACCGGUAUUUGGUCACCAAUGGUGUGA